Molecule: messenger RNA, 1340 nt
Organism: Oreochromis aureus
Lineage: Eukaryota; Metazoa; Chordata; Actinopteri; Cichliformes; Cichlidae
Exons: 3
Coding region: 611-1324 (237 amino acids)
Cellular component (GO): nucleus
Source: RefSeq, a predicted model, not a curated record
AAGGUUCUGAGAAUCUUCUCAGCGAGCUCCUAACUUAACCUAAAAAUUCCUUGCCAGGAGUUUUAGCUUAGAAGUGAUUCCAGAACAUUUUCAGUGAACUCUGAGCAAGGAAUGGAUGGAAAAUCCUAUCUUAGUGAGGAGGUGUGGUUGACCCCGUUGCUAGGUAUGAGUCAUCAUUUCAAAAGCCGUGAUUGGUUGAUCCUACAAGUUUGAUGGAAAUGAGCUUUUGGUGAGAAUGAGCAAAGGAUGUACCCUCAAAUCAAUAAACAUAAUUAUACACUCUAAUCUUAUGCUGACUGUAAUUGUAAAUAAUAUUUCACAUUCAAGAAAAUAUCUGGAAAAUGAAUAGUAAGCUGUAGGGGUUAUAGCCUAACAUUAGAAUCUAAAAUAUGUGAAAACUUAAACUCAUUACACCCUGUUCAAAUAAUGAUUCGUGUCUUAUUUGCUCAUAUUAAUAUCCUAGCUGGCAUAUUUUGUACUUUCACUCCCAUAUGGACCCCAUUGAAAACAAGAUGGCCUAUCUCAAGGGGCUGUCCAUAAUGAAGUAGAAAUCACAACGUUACAAGUCCAGUGUGGUCUUAACGAGGGUAACACGGCUCAGCUUUUAUCAAUGUCUGUGAUUGCUGGCUGGUCUAUUUAUAAAGGCUUGUUAACAAAUAUCUUACAAACACAGAAAAUGGAGAAAAAAAGGACUCGCAAGCCAAACUGGACUGAGGAGCAAGGUUUGUUGCUGGCCCAGUUGGUGAACGAACAUAAAGGUAUGUUACGAGGAAAAUUUAGCCCAACUGUCACUAGCCAAGGCAAGAGGCGCGCCUGGGACACAAUAUCCCAAACAAUCAAUGCCUCUUUUCCACUGGUGGUGCGGACAGGCGACGAUUGUAAGAAAAGGUGGUAUGUGCUGCAGUCCAAGGCAAAAGAUGAGAUUGCAGCACACAAGUGGGAAUCCUCACUCACAGGGGGUGGACCACCCGCAAAGCAGCUGUCCCAGGUGGCCGACACUGUCUUUCAAGUCCUGGGACACUCUGAGGUCAGUGUCACCGGGCUGCCAACAGGCAUUGACACAUCAAUGAUGCAGGCCCUCGAAGUGCAGCAAAGCAUGGAGCCAUCACAAGAACCGGGCCCAUCAAGUUGGCCGAUGAGAUUGCCGCCUGAACCAUCUGCAGCUGCUACUCAGGAUAGCGCGGCGGAUCAAACACCAUUCCCAUCCGCAGCACCUGCUCCGUCAGCAUCCCUGCAGGAGAGCAGAUUGCAACUCACAAUUGAUGUGUUUGAACAACAACAAAAAAAAAGUCCUUUCCCUUCAGGAGGAGUACUACCACCUUAAAAUUGAAUACCUAAAA